Molecule: messenger RNA, 492 nt
Organism: Miscanthus lutarioriparius
Lineage: Eukaryota; Viridiplantae; Streptophyta; Magnoliopsida; Poales; Poaceae
Source: the annotation of a GenBank genome assembly
AUGGAAGCACCCGAGGAGAACGCGGCCGCGGCUGCCGUGGACGCCGUCACCCAGAUGACCAACCGCUUCAGCGCCAUCAACACGGACGACGCCGAGGCCGGCCCCCUCGAGCUCGACGACGUGGUGGACGUCAACGUCUACAGCUGCAAGCACUGCCGCACGCACCUCGCCGUCGCCGACGACAUCAUCUCCAAGAGCUUCCAUUGCAAGAACGGGAAGGCUUACCUCUUCGAUAAGGUUAUCAAUGUGACCGUUGGAGAAAAAGAAGAUCGCAUGAUGAUCACAGGGAUGCAUUCCAUUUCUGAUAUCUUUUGUGUUGGCUGCGAAGAGAUUGUUGGAUGGAAAUAUGUAAGAUUCCUAAUGAUUAUUUUUUGUCAUAUAAUAUCCUUUGUGUAUCGCCUGACAUCUAAGUUCUAUGACGCCUCUACUCAGGGGGCUGCAUAUGAGAGGAGCCAGAAAUACAAGGAAGGAAAAUUUGUUCUCGAUAGGUGA